Medicago truncatula (barrel medic) is the source of this 2163-nucleotide messenger RNA. RefSeq names its product signal peptide peptidase-like 2. The transcript has 14 exons. NCBI's taxonomy places the organism in Eukaryota, Viridiplantae, Streptophyta, Magnoliopsida, Fabales, Fabaceae. The record is from RefSeq and is a predicted model, not a curated record. The coding region runs from base 172 to 1794 and encodes 540 amino acids. Gene Ontology annotation, biological process: membrane protein proteolysis. Gene Ontology annotation, cellular component: lysosomal membrane; lumenal side of endoplasmic reticulum membrane; cytoplasmic side of endoplasmic reticulum membrane. Gene Ontology annotation, molecular function: aspartic endopeptidase activity, intramembrane cleaving.
UUCUAAAUAAUGGAAUGGAGAAUUAGCAGCUCUAUUCUAUUCCAUCAUAAAAUAUCCAAAGUAUUUUUUUUUACAGUGGAGUGAAGAAGAAGAAUAGAAGUAAACUACUACAGUAGUUAGUUAGAUCGCGGUGUUUAUUGUAAGAUGAGAAGAGUAUAGCAACGAACUAUAAUGGCGUCUUCUUCUUCUUCUUCUCGUUUCGGAUUGUGUUUCUCUCUGUCGGUGUUAUUGCUGCUGCUUGCAACAACUGCUUUUGCCUCGAACGAUGUGAAACGCGAUGACGAUAGAGCUCCCAAGUCCAAAACCUGCAAUAACCCCUUCCAAUUGGUUAAGGUGAAAAACUGGGCAGAUGGUGAGGAAGGUGUUAUUCAAAGCGGCAUGACUGCAAGAUUUGGUUCUUCCUUACCUGAAAAAGCUGAAAAUAGCGUCAGAACUCGUGUUCUUUUUUCUAAUCCUACUGAUUGUUGUUCAUCUUCAACUUCAAAGUUAGUUGACUCUGUUGCUCUAUGUAUUCGUGGGGGUUGUGAUUUUCAACUUAAAGCUACAAUUGCACAAUCUGGAGGUGCUACUGGCGUUUUGAUCAUAAAUAAUGAAGAAGAUCUUGUUGAGAUGGUUUGCACUGAUAGUACUGAGGCAAACAUCACAAUUCCAGUUGUGAUGAUAACAAAAUCAGCAGGAGAAGCUCUCAACACAUCUUUAACAUCUGGAAAGAGAGUGGAUGUUCUGUUAUAUGCACCACCUCGACCACUUGUAGACUUCUCAGUUGCAUUUUUGUGGUUGGUGUCUGUUGGAACAAUUGUGUGUGCUUCACUAUGGUCAGAUCUAACUACUCCGGAGAAGUCUGGUGAACGCUAUAGUGAAUUAUAUCCCAAGGAAUCUCAAAAUGUUGCCGCAGCAAGAGGCGGUUCUGAUAAGCAAGUUCUUAACAUUAAUUCAAAGGCUGCUGUCGUAUUUGUCAUAACAGCAUCUACCUUUCUUGUUCUGUUGUUCUUCUUCAUGUCAUCUUGGUUUAUGUGGUUGCUCAUUGUACUUUUCUGCAUUGCUGGUAUUGAGGGGAUGCACAAUUGUAUUACAAGCCUUACUUUAAGGAAAUGGCAAAAUAUUGGUCAAAAGACCGUGAAUGUACCUCUAUUUGGGGAGAUUUCUAUUUUCUCGCUGGCAGUGUUCUUAUUCUGUCUGGCAUUUGCUGUUUUCUGGGCUGCUACUCGACAUGAAUCUUAUUCGUGGAUUGGCCAAGACACUCUUGGAAUCUGUUUGAUGAUAACAGUCUUGCAGUUGGCUCAAUUACCCAAUAUUAAGGUUGCGACUGUGCUCCUUUCUUGUGCCUUUGCCUACGACAUCUUUUGGGUGUUCAUAUCUCCACUGAUAUUCCACGAAAGUGUCAUGAUUGCAGUUGCUCGAGGUGACAAGGCUGGUGGUGAAGCAAUUCCUAUGCUUUUGAGAUUUCCUCGUCUUUUUGAUACAUGGGGUGGUUAUGACAUGAUUGGCUUUGGAGAUAUCAUCUUUCCUGGUUUGCUUGUUUCCUUUGCUCAUAGAUUUGACAAAGAUAAUAAGAAGGGAGUAUUAAAUGGAUAUUUUCUUUGGUUGGUAAUUGGCUAUGGAAUUGGCCUCGUUUUCACAUAUUUGGGACUAUAUCUGAUGGACGGAAAUGGACAACCUGCACUCCUCUACCUUGUUCCAUGUACACUAGGUGUCUUUAUCAUACUGGGAUGUGUAAGAGGUGAGCUGAAGAGCCUUUGGAAUUAUGGCACAGACCCGUCCUUGUCCACAGAGCCUUCAGAUUCAGAAGUUUAAGUGAUCAUACUAUAGUAUAUUCUUUGACGAUUGAAGAAAUUGAAAUGAUCGCAGCUCAAUGGAGUACAAAAUAAAUGCAGUGAUUAGGACAAACACCAGGUGUACAGGUUCCAUAACUAUCGUUGUGCUCCAUCAUCGUAGUUCUCUUGUAAAAAGAAGGAAAAACAGAAGGAGAACCGAGGCAAUUCAUCGUUUUUCUUCGUUAAAUUAUGUGUCAAUUGCUUGUGCAACUAAAAUUUGAUAACUAUUGAUGCAAGUACCUUACAGUAUAAAAGAGAUACGGUAGGACUUUCGUCUUGUUAAGUUUUUACAAUAUCCUUUAACUUUCUAAACCAAAUGCUUCUUGCUGAUAAAAGCUGUACUUUUUAA